AUGGACCAGGUAACUGUAGAAGAAACGCAGGCAGGAGUCAUGCGGAGAAUUGCGAAAAGCACGGAAGGGCCCGAGGGUGCCAAGGAUGAGUAUUAUGUGGACGUGGGAUGCUAUCAUUUUGCUGAAUUCACCUACGCAGUCACCAAGACUAUCCCCCCAACAACUACCGGAUUCGCUCCUCUACCAGAACAGAAUCUGUCCAUCGACACGACAACAACCAUAACACCAACACCACCAUCACCUGUAGCACCCAUAACAACAUCACCAGACCUCGAAUCAAAUCAAAAAUCAAAAUCUUCUUCCUUCUUCCGUCACAUAUUCAAACGCUCAUCACCAACAAGAUACCUUUCAACUGACGAUAUCACAUCACGUAUCCUUGGUCGCUCCACCACUCAUGACAUCGGUUCACCUCUAACCCGAACCAGUUCAUCAUCAUCAGCACCACCUCUCCAGCAGAAAUCUCCAUCUGAAUCAAAAUCACGCUCCUCAAUCAACUCAGCCGGUUCAGGAGGUGGUCGUCAUACAGCAUCACAACACCGUUUCACUGCCCCAUCUCUCCCCACGAAAUCAGGUAGACGCAUGCUCAACGGUCGCGUAUACGGUUCAAAACAUAAUGCAAACCCCUUUGCGAACGUUCGUGAUGAGCCUGAAUUCGUAGAAUGGGGUUACGGCGGUAUGGGAAGUGUAAACUGCAGCAGCGACUCAAAAUAUUCCGUUUUGGCAAAGGGCGCUCCCGCUUUACUUUCUCAUAGUCAAGCAAAAAUCCCUGGACCCCGUGGUGGUGCUGUAGAACCCGUGGAAAGGAAUGAUGGCGUGGGUGUCCCAUCCCCAGAUGACGAAGAUGACGGCAGUGGUAUGGGUUGGGUAAAGAAAAGGAGGUUGCAAAGGGAAAGGGAACGUCUCGCUAGGGAGAAAGAGGCCGCCGAUACAGAUUCAAGGCGGACAAGUACCGACGGAUCUUCUGCGAUGGGCAGUACAACCACUGAUCUAUCCACUCUCGCUACCUCUUCAGCCCCUACAACCCCUCCUAGCACAACAGAUAUUCUCCCACCCCCAGCUCAAGACUACAUCUUGGAGGCUUCGACACUACACACUCCCAAGUCGAGCCUGCCAAGGACAGCCCAAGCACAACCAGUGAGAGCAGUAGAUGAAGGCGGCGCUCCUAAAGAGGAAGAUUCAGACGAGAGCGAGGUUGAGGAAACAGAGGAUCACCGAAAGACAUCCUUAGGUGCUGGUGUCGAAAAGAUAAGCAGGCACAAAGAGGCCGUGCAUUGA
Messenger RNA from Suillus subalutaceus, 1275 nucleotides. RefSeq lists its product as uncharacterized. Bases 1 to 1275 code for a protein of 424 amino acids. The record is from RefSeq and is a predicted model, not a curated record. The transcript has 5 exons. Lineage: Eukaryota; Fungi; Basidiomycota; Agaricomycetes; Boletales; Suillaceae.